ACCCUGAGGCUAAGCACAGACCAAGGAAAUCAUCCUAGUGCGCCCGGGACCACACACGCGCCCAUCACCACCAGCUCCGGUCACCGCUGGCCGGUACAGCAUAAUUUCUUCACCUGCAGAGAGGACGGACACCGCAGAAGCUACAGGAAGCACCGGAGUCCCUCUAAAAAGAUACAAAUCUGCCCGUGAAAACAUGCGAGAUAAAGGAGUUCUAGAGGAGUAUAUGAAGACUCACAAAAGAGACCCUGGACUUAAAUACCACUUCAACCAAAACUUUGAUUUUGCUGUAGCCUAUGAGCCCAUGUACAUGGAUACAUAUUAUUAUGGAGAAAUCAGCAUAGGAACACCACCACAAAACUUCUUGGUUCUAUUCGACACAGGAUCUUCCAACCUUUGGGUUCCAUCAGCAUCCUGUCAAAGUGCAGCUUGUGGCAACCACAAUGUUUUUAACCCCAGCCAGUCAUCAACCUACACAUCUAAUGGACAACAGUUCACUAUGUCUUAUGGUAGUGGCAGCGUCAGUGGUAUCUUUGGCUAUGACACAGUUACUGUUCAAGGACUAUCUAUCACUAACCAGGAAUUUGGACUGACCUAUUCAGAAAGUGGCAGCAGUUUCUACUACUCUAAAUUUGAUGGAAUCUUUGGAAUGGCAUACCCUGCCAUGUCUGCAGGGGGUGCCACUACAGCUAUGCAAGGAAUGUUGCAACAGAAUCUGCUUAACAACCCAAUCUUUAGUGUCUACAUGGGCAGUCAACAAGGUGAAGUGAUCUUCGGUGGGGUUGAUAACAGCUUGUAUUCUGGACAAAUUCUUUGGGCUCCCGUCACACAAGAAGUUUACUGGCAAAUUGGAAUUCAAGAGUUCGCAAUAAACGGACAAGCAACAGGAUGGUGUAGUCAAGGUUGUCAGGCUAUUGUGGAUACAGGAACUUCUCCAUUAACAGUUCCCCAACAGUAUAUGGGCAGUCUGCUCCAAUAUCUUGGAGCCCAGCAAGGACAGAAUGGACAGUUCCUGGUCAAUUGUAAUAAUGUGCAGAACCUGCCACCUAUCAGCUUCACCAUAAAUGGAAACCAGUUUCCUAUUCCACCCUCUCAAUACAUAAUCCAGAAUAAUGGUUACUGUACAGUUGGUGUUGAGGAAACCUACCUCCCAUCUCAAAAUGGUCAGCCCCUGUGGAUCUUGGGAGAUGUAUUCCUGAGGCAGUACUACUCUGUCUAUGACAUGAGCAACAAUAGGGUGGGCUUUGCUCAAGCAGCAUAAAACUAUCACCUUUCAGAGGAAAAAUCUACAGUAACUUACCAUCCAUCAACAAAUUGUACAACAACCACAACUGCA
This is a messenger RNA of Hyla sarda, 1333 nucleotides long. RefSeq names its product gastricsin-like. The record is from RefSeq and is a predicted model, not a curated record. Gene Ontology annotation, biological process: proteolysis. Lineage: Eukaryota; Metazoa; Chordata; Amphibia; Anura; Hylidae. The transcript is spliced from 9 exons. The coding region runs from base 194 to 1258 and encodes 354 amino acids. Gene Ontology annotation, molecular function: aspartic-type endopeptidase activity.